AUGGCUUACGAUGGCUUCCAAAGAAGCUCCAGUCCGUACGACCAGGCGGGCAAUAUAGGUCAAAUAAACCCCAGUGAUUAUCGUUCUCCGACCUACCCUCCUCCCUAUCCCUCUCAGUACGGCCCUGAUCGGGUGAACAUGCCACAGCCCCAAGUGCCUCCGCCGGCUCCGUCGUCAACUCAAGGCCAGUAUGCGGAGUCGCCCUCUCAGCAAUACUCAUGGCAUCAGCAGCCAUCUACGGGAACUAUCAAUGAGGCUGUCAGCUCGGCUUUCCGCAAAGCUGAUACGCCAACCUAUCUAUCGCCUGAGGUCCUGUCCCAAAUCACUGCGACCGUGAUCCAACAGCUCAAAGCAACCGGUUUGGAUAACGUCCAAGCCCAGCAUCCACCGCAGCCGCAGCAACCAUCGCCGCAGCCACCAUCCGGUCCGGCGCCGUCACAGUGGGUGCCUCCCCGUUAUGCUCCCCAAUACAAUUAUAACGAAUACGAAUCGCCUCCUGCUGUACCACCAAAGCCAUCUUCGUCGCAACCGGGUGCCGCCCCCGAAACUUCCGACUACCAGCAGUACCCGCCACCUGGUACAUUUGCGAGCCCUCAUCCUAGCGCACGACCCUCCCCCGCACCUCCCUUAGAGAGGAGAGAAUCGCCGUAUAGCCAAGCAAGCGAUCAAAGCCAGAAAAUGGAAGCACGACCGAGACCACCGUCGAGGGACGCAACCGUGACUGAGAUGACAACGUUGGAGAAGAUAUGGGGCAAGCUCUUUGAGGACGGCAAGCCAACGAAGAGGCUGGGCCAACUCUUGCGCGGCAUAGCAGUCCAUCUGGUAAGCACGGAUGCCAUCGGUUGGGCGAUUUCGUAUCUGACAGUGUGCAAGACCGAGGACUACCCUCCAGGUAACACUCUCGUGGUCGUUCCCGAAAAGCUGCAGAAGUUCUACGAGGAUACCAAGGUUCCUUCAGACCUCUACCCAUGGCAAGAUAUCUUCGAUGACCGUACGUCUUCGAUCUCGAGGUUGUUUCGUGAAGUAGAAGCCGAACAUCACCUUGUUCAGGUUAAACUGAACGAGCGGCCGGAUAUCCCGGGCUUGACGCCACGAGGUUUCGAACGCUGGGCUACCUUGAUGAUUCAAGCGCACCCCGACAGAGAAUACGAACGGUUGCAGAAGGCAGUCCUGAACAUGCCUAUCAACAACCCAGAUGACAGACGAGAAAGAUUCCCAAAGGAGAUUCCUCGCCGGCUAUUCCCCGAGGCACCAGAUCUUACCGUUAGAGAUGAGCUCGAUCGAUUCAUCACAAAGCAUUGUGGUGUGGACUUGCCUCCAGUCACCGAGGAGGAGCUCAAGAAGGUCGCUGCGCACCGCCACAAGGUGUCUACGAGCUCAACUGCAUCGGCUGCCGAGACAGCUCCUUCUGUGACAGAGCGGGGCCGUCAGCAGCACCACACGUCCUCAGCCAUAAUGGAUGAUGACGAGGAAGAGGCCCGGUCUCGGCCUAUUGAGCGUGAGAGGAAGCCAUACAGUGCGCAGCCAGGGGGAGGGAAGGUAUACGAGGAGCCAGGCGCCUCUUCCCACCGACACAAAGACUCCUUCUCCACUGGUUCUCGCUCAAAAGAGGGAUCUGUCCCUCCUGUCUCCCGCAAAGCAUAUGACUCAUACGGCCAAGAUCCUCUGUACCCCCGUGCAGGAAGUCGCGGAUCGCAGCGUCCAAUAAGUAUACAUGGCCGGACACGGAGCUCUUCUCGAGGUGGGCACGGAGGAGGUGACUACAGACAUUCAGAAAGUGACCUGCUGUCCAGCUCGCACAACGUUGGAUCUCGGCACUCUGGCCUCUCCGGCAGUGAUUACUACUCCACUUCAUCUACCCUUCCUGGAGAUAUCAUCGAAGAUAGUCGGCGGUACCGCGAUAGUGAUGACCAGAGGCUGUACGAGUCACUUCGGGAGAGGGAGAAGGAACGCGAAAAGAGCAAAUAUCAUGACCAUCUUCCUUCCCGAAGCAGCUGGGCUAAUGAGGAAGAAUACUACCGCGGCUUGCUUGGCGGUCAGGGUGGUGGCCCAGUCAGUGGCAGCAGUGGCGGGUACGAUUACAAGACGUAUACCUACAGGUGA
Aspergillus thermomutatus is the source of this 2103-nucleotide messenger RNA. RefSeq lists its product as uncharacterized. NCBI's taxonomy places the organism in Eukaryota, Fungi, Ascomycota, Eurotiomycetes, Eurotiales, Aspergillaceae. The transcript is spliced from 2 exons. The record is from RefSeq and is a predicted model, not a curated record. The coding region runs from base 1 to 2103 and encodes 700 amino acids.